UAGUUUCCCUUCGCUCAACAGCGAGUGAGACGUGUUGUGCGUUUGAGCACUGUGUUUUUUGACGUUGUGUAGUUUUUUAAUGUGAAUAAUGUGAUUGUGUUGUUCGUUAUGGCCUAUAAAUACCGUGAAGAUUUAGUUGGCAAACGAUUUCUCUCUGUGAGUGGUGUUACAAAAAUUAACGUGAAUAAAGUUUCCGAAUGGGGAUGGAAAGCUGGUGUUAUCAGGGCAGCAUCGCUCAAAGAUAACAAGAAUAAGGAGCUUCAGGUUUUAGUGGAAUAUGACGGUGUGGACUGGCAGAGACGCGAAUGGGUGGCAGUGUAUUCUAGAAGAACGUUUCGUGUUUUUUUAGUGGAACGAACUUUAGUGUGGGCACCUAGAACUUACGAAGGCAAAGAAGUUAAAUGGCCUGCAUUGACAUUCUCCCCGCUGGCGGCGGACCUGACGCUGCAGGCGGACUGCCAGCCGGUGGAGUUCCUGCAUGACCAGCACCUGCAGUUCCUGGACUACGCCGACCUACAGCCGUAUCAGGAAUGGGACAGCCAACAAGCGGGCGCGGAAGCAGGCGUGGACGCUGGCGUGUUAUCGGCAGUGUCAAGCGAGGCGGCAGAGUGGCGCAGCAUACAAGACGGGCAGCGCAUACUGACGACCACGCCGUCAGUGCUGGGCGGGUGUCGCGCGCAGGUGUACCGUGCAGCCGGCGCCACGCAGUGGUACACCGCCGUCAUUGUCGGCGUCAACGAACACACUGGGGAGCUGACGGUGACGGAUGACACAGUUCUUGAAGAGCACAGCGAGGACCCGUCUCUGGUGCAGAUGAGGCUGCUUGGCGACGGAGUGAUCGAGUCCAUUAUGCGAGGAGAAGUCGUGGGCGUGAUGCCCCGCAGAUCUCGCUCCAAUCUCCAGAGGGUUGAGCGUGAAAGCACUAAGAGUCCCGCGACAACCGGCGGCAGGAAAAAGGCUGCGGUGCGGAGCAACGGCCAGAUCACGCAGGUUGACCCGCAACCACCACCACCAGAAUCAUCACCAGAACGGGAAACCAGAGAAAUUAACAAAAAAGGUGUUACAGAUAGUGUGAGUGCAAGUGAUGUCACCGAUGCCAGUGAGGAAAACAAGUGCGUGAAACAGGAGGAAGUGAAGCCGGAGUGUACAAGUGAAGGUGAAGUGAAGAGUGAAGUGAGUGCGGGCGCGGAUGGUGUGGCCAGCGCCGUGGCCUCCGAGGAGGACGAUUGUGUGAUAGUGUGUGCUCGCGAUGCGGACGAGCGGUCCGACUCGGGCGUGAGCGGGGUGCGGUCGGGCGGGUCCGCCAGCUCGGUGGAGGAGUGGCGCGGUAUGGCGCACGGGUACGGCGGGGGUCCUCCGCCGCCGCUGCUGCAUCUGCCGCCGCCGCCGCCCUCCAUCUACGCCAGCGAACUGCUCUGGAAGCAGCGCUACCAGCCGCCGCUCCACCCGCCGCUGCACCAUGCCAUCGCGGACGACUACCUGGCGGCGGCCACCUUCGAUAGAGAGAGACAUGAAAGACUGCUACGAGAACGAAGGGAACAGGAGCAACGGGAGAUGUUGGAAAAACAACAAAAAGAGAAAGAAAGAGAACGGAUGGAACGUGAGAGGGAGAGAGAGAGAGAAAAACAAGAGAGGGAGGAGAAGGAGAGGAGAGACCAGGAGAAUGCCGCGUCGAAGUUAGUGUCGAGGCACUUCGAAGAGUCAUUGAGGCUGGCGAACCAGAAGCGCGAGCGCAGCAUGUCGUGGUCGCUGCUCAACAGCCUGGCGCCGUCGCGGCAGGAGCACGAGCGGCUGCGGGCGCCGCCCCCGGGCCACGAUCGCGCCUACUACUCGCCACCGGGACACGUGUCGGCGCCGCGCGCGCCGCCGCCGCAGCCCGACUACUCCAUGUCGCACGCGCGCCUCGCCAUCCCCAAGCCCGACAAGCCGCCCUCCCAUCCCUCCCUGCCCAAAGGCGAGCCCAACUUCGCGCCCUAUAACUACCCCCCCUACCGUCCCGCCUACGAGAAAAUGAAAGACCCUCACCUCCCGGCGCCCCCUCCCCUAGUGCCCGAAAAGAACUCUGUGAUAGUGAAACACGACGCCAAACAGAUCCACCUCGAGCAGAAGCACCCGUACGGCAGCAAGCCGCGCAGCGAGCCGUCGCCGCACUACCUGCAGACGAUGGCGCACCGGCCGCACCGCGCCGCGCUGUCGCCGCACGCGCCGCACGCGGCCCUCGCGCCGCACGGCCCGCACGCGGCCGCGCCGCUCGACAAGCAGCGCCGCAUGUACCAGCCGCAGGCGCAGCCGCCGCAGCGCUCGCCCGCCGCCUACUACCAGGCGGCGCCCGUCAAGCCCAAAGUGUCGAGCCCGGCGCCGCCGCACAUCUACGGCAAACCGGGCAACUCGCCGAGUCCCGUGCACUAUGGCGUCGCCGUCGAGCCGCAGCAGAUGCAACAGUUGAAGGCGGAGCCGCCACCAGUGCCGUACCCUCCACCGUCGCCGUACUCGCCCGCGAGCCGCACGCGGCCCCCGCCUGUUGCACACUGCCGCACGCCCGAGCCGCGCCCGCCGCCGCGCGCGCACGGCGAUGCCUCCUCGUCCACCCCGUGCCAAACCCAGCCGCUCGACCUCGGCGUCGCGCGGGACGACCCCGACCGGACGUCGCCGCGGCGGCGGUGCCCGUUCGAGCCGGCCGACUCGGAGGCGAAGAGACGGCGGAUCGAGGAACACCCGGCGCCGGAGCCGCUGAUAGCGGCGGCUGCGAGCGUCGGACGCACGCCGCACGGCUCGGAGCCCGCCCCGCAGGCGCCCGGGCCGCCCUGCGACGUGCGCGUGCCAUCGGCCGACGGCAGCGUGGAGACGCCGGAGAAGGCGGCGGGCGCGUCGCCGGCGCCGCCCGUGACGCCGGCCGCCAGUCCCGCGCCGCCCGCCGCCAGCCCGGCGCCCGCUGCGCCCGAACCAGCCGCGCACUCACCACCCGCGCCGCCCACCACGCCGCCCACAACGCCGCUGGCGGAUGCCGACACGCCCGCCAAGACCGCGUCGCCGACGCCCCGCGACGGCUCGGCGCCGGUGCGCCACCUCGGAAAGAAGGCGUGGCUGCAGCGGCACGAGACGGCGCCGAUCGGCGAGGGGGACUGUUCCGGUGGCGGCGGCACCUGCAUCACGCUGCCGAUGACGAUCACGAGGGUCUCCGAGCCGGACGACUCGAGCUCGAACAUCGUCGUGCCGGUCGCGGCGAAGUCGCUCCAGCGCGGUUCACGCAAGACGACCAAACCUAGGAAACCUAACAAGGAGAUGAACGGAAGGGUCGACGACGCCGAGGAGGGCAGCUCGAGUUCCGACCGGGAGUCGAGUUCGCAACCGAAGAGAAAACCGCCGAAGGCGAAGCGGAAAAAGGCCAACGCGCGGAAGGUCGGCGACGAGCCGAAGAAGAAGAAGGCGUCCGAAAGCGGGAGCGAGAGCGACAAGGAGAGCGACGACAAGGACUCGGAGUCGGGCGGCAGCGGCAGCGGCAGCGGCGGCGCGGCGCGCGCGCGGGGCGGCGGGCGCGCGCGGGGCCGACGCGCGCGCGGCGCGGGCGCGGGCCGGGGCCGCCGCCGCGACGACGCGCCGCCGCGCGCGCGCGCCGCGCCCGCCGCGCCCGCCGCUGACUCCUUCCUGCAGAACGGGCCCUGCUUCGAGGUGGCGCCGCGCCUCGCCAAGUGCCGCGAGUGCCGCUGGUCGCCGGCGCAGCGCGACAAGGAUAUGCCCAACAUAUUCUGCCGCUUCUACGCUUUCCGAAGACUGAAAUACGCCAAGAACAGGCAACUAGCUAUAGCCGGCUUCUCGGACCCUUACAAAGAUGCCGAGGAGGAUGAUAAGAAACUAUGGCUGUCAUCGUCGGCGGGCGCAGCGGAACUCGACAUCGAGAUGAGCUGCUUCCUGCUGCGGGAGAUUGGAGACCAGUUCUGUGAACUGCUACAGCAGGAGAAGGAAGCCGAGUCGCACCACCUCAACGAUGAUAAGACGAUAGCGUGGAAGCGCGUGGUGCAGGGCGUGCGGGAGAUGUGCGACGUGUGCGAGACCACGCUGUUCAACUUCCACUGGACCUGCGGCAAGUGCGGCUUCGUCGUCUGCCUCGACUGCUAUAAGUCGCGGACGUCAGGAGAAUCGGCCAACGCCACAACAGAGACCAACAAUACAUCAAGCGCUAGCAGCAAUGGCGAAAGAGAUUCAUUUGGCUGGCUGACGUGCACGCACGGCGGCGCGCACCCGGCGCGGCGGCUGCUGCUGACGCAGAUCGCGGCGGGCGGCGCGCUGGCGGCCGCCGCGGCGCGGGCGCACGCCGCGCGCGCCGUGUGGGCGCUGCCCGCCUGCGCCUGCGCCGCGCCCGCGCCCGCGCCCGCGCCGCACGACAAGGCGCGCGCCAAGAAGCUGCUGCAUCGCGCGCUGCAGAAGAACAUCAAAAAAGAGGAUGUGAAAGAGGAGGCUGUAUCGACCAACGGCACGUCGCCCGUGAAAUCUGAGAACGGCAAGACUGGCAGCUCGGUCGUGAGCUGGCUCUCCGACCUGCCACUCAAGACAGAGGUUAAGGAAGACAAGUCCGACUCUUCCUCCUCAGACUCCGAAGAGGGAGGCAACUUCUCCACGCUACGAGAGCUGCUCAUAAGACCCGCGCCCGAGGGCGGCGAGACGCAACCCAAGAAGAAACAAAAGAAGAACAAGGGCGAUAUACUAGAUGACGUCAUAUCGAGUGUUGUCGACGAGAAGAAAGACGAGGACGAGGAACAGAAGCCGUUUGCACUAUCGAACGUGGUGAAGCGGUACGAGCGCGGACGCGGGCGCGAGGAGCUGCCCACGCGCAUCAUGACGCUGACCGAGUCCAAGCUGCUCUAUCCCGACGUGCCGCACGCCUGGCUCUGCGACGGCAAGCUGCUGCACCUCACCGACCCCGUGCACCCAGGGAAUUACAAGCCCUUCCAAGACCAGUGGAAACGUGGUCAACCAGUUCUAGUCUCCGACAUGUCGAGUCUCCUCGACAAGGAUCUGUGGUCGCCGGAGAGCUUCUCGCGAGACUUCGGCGACACGCGCGUGGAUCUGGUGAACUGCGCGUCCGGCCUCGUGGUGCCCAACCAGCCGGCGCGCAAGUUCUGGGACGGCUUCGAGCUCGCGGGUAAGCGGCUGCGCGACGAGCGCGGCGCGCCCAUGGUGCUCAAGCUGAAGGACUGGCCGCCCGGCGAGGACUUCGCCGAGCUGCUGCCCGCGCGCUUCGACGACCUCAUGCGCGCGCUGCCGCUCGCUGAGUACACGUCCCGCCACGGCAAGCUCAAUCUGGCCGCGCGUCUGCCCGAGUGCUUCGUGCGGCCCGACCUCGGGCCCAAGAUGUACACAGCGUACGGUGGCGCCGGCGGCACCACCAACCUGCACCUGGAUGUGAGCGACGCCGUCAACGUGAUGGUACACGCCAGCGCGCCCGGCGACGCGCCCGAGCGAGCGCGAGAGGCGGCGCGCGCGGCCGACGAGGCGGGCGUGGACGUGCUGACGCGGCGCCGCGCGCGGCUCAAGCCGCCCGCCGCGCUGUGGCACAUCUACGCGGCCAAGGACGCCGACAAGAUCCGCGACUUCCUGGUGCGCGCCGAGCUGGAGCGCGGCGCGCGGCCGCGGCCGCAGCACGACCCCGUGCAUGACCAGACGUGGUACCUGGACGCGGCGCUGCGCGAGCGCCUCUACCGCGAGUACGGCGUGGAGGGCUACGCCAUCGUGCAGUGCCCCGGCGACGCCGUGUUUGUGCCGGCGGGUGCGCCGCACCAGGUGCGCAACCUGCUCGACUGCAUCAAGGUGGCCGAGGACUUCGUCUCGCCUGAGAACGUGUCGCGCUGUUUCGAGCUGGCGCAGCAGUUCCGCCGGCUGUCUCGGCAGCACUCCAACAAGGAGGAUAAGCUGCAGAUCAAAAACAUCGUGUACCACGCGGUGAAGGACUCGCUGUGCUGCCUCGAGGAGGCGCUCGCGGACACCGAGUGAGCCCCGGCCCCCGCCGCCCCGCGGUGUCGCGCCCCGCAUUGAUCUCAACCUCGAACGUAACAUUAAUCGCUAAGUUCCGCAUUUAACGUAAGAUUGGAGCGAGUGUGAUACGCGCUGUGCGCCGUUUCGUGUAUAAGAUGCCAUGUAAGCGUCAGUGGAGUGUACCAGUCUGUGUGUAAAUGUACUCGAAAUGUGAUGUAGUCCGAUGCGCUCGGAGAUUGUGCAAUGUAAAUUAGUCUGAAUAUGGUGAUAUCGUUGAGAUGUGGAUAUGUUUUAUGUUCCUUAUUCGAAAUACAAAUAAACUCUUCAGGUUAUUUACAGCUUAAUGUAGCUAUAGUGAUAUGUAUGUAUUGUGUAAAUUUUUAAUUCGAAUUCCAUCGAGUACAUAUUAAGAAGUGUAUACUUUUAAGUUAUUGUAUUGAAGUAAAACGUAUUCGCUCGAAGCAUUGUACAUUAAACACGGCGUGUAGAUAAGUUUCUCCUAUAUUAGAUUUCUCAAUUUGGUUAGUAUGUUACAAAAUGAUAGUUAACAAAAUAUGUGACAAUUUCAUUUUGUCCUUAUUGCUGUAUUAGGCGAAAGCAAGUUUUUUUUGUACUGUGUAUAUUAUGUAUGGUUAUAAGUUGGAAUAAAAAAAGAUGUUUAUAUUA
This is a messenger RNA of Pectinophora gossypiella (pink bollworm), 6636 nucleotides long. It is a transcript of the gene Kdm3, whose product is annotated as lysine-specific demethylase 3A. Gene Ontology annotation, cellular component: histone deacetylase complex; chromatin. NCBI's taxonomy places the organism in Eukaryota, Metazoa, Arthropoda, Insecta, Lepidoptera, Gelechiidae. Bases 109 to 5988 code for a protein of 1959 amino acids. The transcript is spliced from 17 exons. Gene Ontology annotation, molecular function: chromatin DNA binding; transcription coregulator activity; histone H3K9 demethylase activity. The record is from RefSeq and is a predicted model, not a curated record. Gene Ontology annotation, biological process: regulation of transcription by RNA polymerase II.